AGGUGGUCAACGGCAAAGGCAGCCACUACAACAUGAUGCAGGGCGAGCAAGCAGCGACACAGGCAGCAAUCGUACUCGAGUGGGCCAAGAGGUUGGGAGGAGUGGCCAAUGAGAUACUACCAUCCGCAGGAAUUGAGGCUGCAAAAAGCCAGAAGAUGCUGAUUAUGAGGCCUGGCAAAGCAGAGAGCGCCAAGAUCUACUUGAUACAUGGUCUUGACGGAGAUGCUAUGAGUGGCGGCAGCACCUUCACCAGCAUUGCGCAACGCCUGGCUCCAUGCAGGGUGGGUGCGCUGGUCUACGACCAGGAGGCUUUGGAAUGCAACUCCAUUCCUGAGCUUGCAGCUUGCUACAACCGACGGGUGGUUGAAGAUGCCAAGAGCCACAAUCCUGCUGGUGAAAGCCUCAUCAUUGUUGCAGGCUACUCCCAUGGUUGUGUCCUUGCUCAUCAGAUGGGGCAUCAGCUGCACAAGGCUGGCAUUUGGACCGCUGUGGUGAUGUUCGACUUGGAAGUAAUCUGGCCACCGCCUAGCAACGACUCACGCGUGGGCGGCUACGACUUCUUGGGUGGAGAGGCAGAGGCCACCUUGCUGAUUUCGCGUGCCUUCGGCAAGUUCGACUUUGCAAUCAAGGAGGCCAUCGAACUCACAGAGAUGAAAGCUCGCGGUCAAAGCAUUGAUGUGGACGCCUUGAUAGAGAGAGCCUAUGCUGCCUUGAACCAACGUGGGCUGUCCAUUAAUCUCCUGAAGAUGAUGGUGAAACGUGGUGGCGUCAACAUUGACAAGUUGCACAACAUCGGGAAUCCAUGGGAACCGUUGGAGAAAUACGAAGGUCCUGCUCUGCUGAUUCUAGCACCUGAUACGCCUGAGUUUCACAGUGCUGCUGAGAUCAAUGCUCAAUAUUGCACUCAAAUGGAGGUGGUCAACGGCAAAGGCAGCCACUACAACAUGAUGCAGGGCGAGCAAGCAGCGACACAGGCAGCAAUCGUACUCGAGUGGGCCAAGAGG
Messenger RNA from Durusdinium trenchii, 1004 nucleotides. NCBI's taxonomy places the organism in Eukaryota, Dinophyceae, Suessiales, Symbiodiniaceae. The record is from the annotation of a GenBank genome assembly.